AUGCAGACCACCACCUGCCGUACACAGGAACCACCCCGUCAGACCACCACCCCAUGCACAGGACCACCACCCGCCGUACACGACCACCACCCGCCGUACACAGGACCACCCACCUGUCGUACACAGACCACCACCUGCCGUACACGAGACCACCACCCGCCGUACACAGAGACCACCACCCGCCGUACACAGGACCACCAACCGCCGUACACGAGACCACCACCUGCCGUACACGAGACCACCACCUGCCGUACACAGGACCACCACCUGCCGUACGAGACCACCACCCGCCGUACACAAGACCACCACCCGCCGUACACGAGACCACCACCUGCCGUGCACAAGACCACCACCCCGUACAGGACCACCACCGCCGUCGAACCACCCGCCUGA
Molecule: messenger RNA, 393 nt
Organism: Homarus americanus (American lobster)
Lineage: Eukaryota; Metazoa; Arthropoda; Malacostraca; Decapoda; Nephropidae
Product: salivary glue protein Sgs-4-like
Exons: 1
Coding region: 1-393 (130 amino acids)
Source: RefSeq, a predicted model, not a curated record